Molecule: messenger RNA, 3774 nt
Organism: Patiria miniata (bat star)
Lineage: Eukaryota; Metazoa; Echinodermata; Asteroidea; Valvatida; Asterinidae
Product: signal-induced proliferation-associated 1-like protein 1
Exons: 11
Coding region: 600-3758 (1052 amino acids)
Biological process (GO): regulation of small GTPase mediated signal transduction; activation of GTPase activity
Cellular component (GO): cytoplasm
Molecular function (GO): GTPase activator activity
Source: RefSeq, a predicted model, not a curated record
CUUCCGGUCGACGGCCGGUAUGCGUGCACGAAACGGCCGUGGAUAAUCGGACAAAAUUUCGGAUUUUUUAGAAAGUGUUUUGGAUCAAAAAUUUGUAAACAGCUGAGAACGACUGAUCACAAACCCUGGAACCACAGAUAACUUCAGUAUGGACAUGAGGCAGGCCUACAACCUAUGGAACCAGCAGACAAGCAGAACUUGAUGUUUGAGCGUAGACAAGCAGAACUUGAUGUUUGAGCGUAGACAAUAGACCAAAUCUCACCCCUUUGUGACAAGUCAGUCGAAGGAAACACCGGAAGCACUGAGCAACAAACAAACAGGGUUGUCUAACUUGGGCUUCGACAUGAAAUCCAACAUGAAAUGAGCUGUUGUUUUUGUUGUUGGAUAUGGGGAAGUCUAGAGAGUUAUGCCCUGGAUAAUCUCUUUCACUCUUCCCUAAUUGGUUGGAGAGAGAGACUCUUUUGAACAGGAAGUAAGAGGGCGGGCCCAGGCACCAGGCCCAGGAAGGAAGCUAGUCGGUUUGCGGCAAGGACAACUGAACCUUGGUCUAUCGCAGUGGGUAGAGAUAAUGAUAAUCACAACUAGAUUGUGGAUGUGACAUGCGCACAAUGGCCGCUCAGGGAAGAAGCAGCGUGUAUCCGGCCUACAUGCACAACAGUGUGGUGUCGCAGCCCAGCAGCACACAGUCCCACUUGAUUAAGAGUGUCAGACAGGGUGCGACACAGAUGGCAGAGUACUACCACAGCACCAUGGUGCCCAACGGACGGGUUUCCCCACCCCAGACCAGGGACACCAAAGACAAGUACUACCCUGCCCCGCAGUCGGAAGUCCGACGGAUCCCCAGCAUGGACGACCCGCUAAGAAACAAACCCCAGGACGAAAUGGACCGAUACACCCACAGCAGCAGUAACAGCAGUAGCAGUGGCUUGCCCUCGGGACAAUUCUUAGCCACUCCGGUGAAAGUCGAGGACAAGUAUGAUGGUAAUUAUGAAGACGUUAGGCUGGGGCAAGGGGCUGAGGUGAGACCAGCUCUCCCUCAGGAAUCCCGGACUAGUACGGCAACCAGGGUCCAACUGAUGAGGAAUCAGGACCAGAUAAGCACUCCUACGGGUAACAGGAGUCAGUUCUGGCGUGAAGGAGUACCGGAUGAAAAAAGGACUCGGUCGACAGGUAGCCCACACCGUCGGCACAACACCAGCCCGGACAACAAGUACUUUGUGUCUUCACAGGGACACGUGGAGGCUUCCCGACAAGCCACCUUGACGACGGAUAACUUGCGGAGCAUGGCGCGUGGGGAACGCGUGCAGCUCCGGCGCAGCAACAGUAACUCCACCCUCAACGAAAUCACCGACAGAAUGGAAUACCACCACAAUCCCUUACUGCCGCGUCGCGAGUAUGGCAGUACGUCGUCAGUAGACGUGCAGAGUGUUAGCGGAGAGAGCUUCUUCCAAAUGCUGCAGGACUACCGGGCGGACACAGACCAAAGAAGCCCUGCACCACCGCAGUUCAACAGACUGCUUCAGGGAAAAGUGAACAGCUCUCUUCCCUUCACCAACUCGGAGAAAGCCACACCUGCUGUCUCUAAACAGUCCAACAAUGCUGAGAAAUCAGGGAGUAAAGAACUCUUGACAUCCAAGGACAGCGUCGACAAUACUGACUUUGGAGGGAGCCCCAAGGUCUCGCGGAAACAGAGCAAGCGCAGCAAGAAAAACAGAGCCAAAUCCGUGUCAGGGUCUGAUCAGUCCUUCUUCAAGAAGAAGCUGAGGAACAGUGUGAAAGGCAGUGAUCGGGGCGAGGCUCUUGAGAAGACGGGCCGAGCCGCCACUGGCGGGGAGGAGGAGGAGCUGACCUUGGAGGACAGAAUUGAAGAAAGGACCAGGCAGCUUGCUCUCCAACACUAUGACGUGCAGAGUACGUACUUUGACAUGCAGGACGUCAUCAAGAAUAGGAAGAUAACGGGACGCAAGAGGAACACGACAACGGGUGCCUCGGCUGCCUCCAGACACAGUGCCAGCAACACACCCGAGGGGAGCAUAGAAGACCUUCUCAAGGUGGAGACGCUGAAUGACGACGGCGACGGCCGGGGUAAUGUUAUCGUCCACAGCUGCCCCUUCUUCCGCAACGAGAUCGGCAACGAGGUGGAGCCCCGGGUCUCCUUCUCGCGGAUCGGCAUGCUGAACGCCCGGGCCAUGCACCGGGAGAGGCACCGAGCCGUCCUGGAGGCCGGGGACCCGAUGGAGCGGAGGGGAGGAGGAGCAGGGAGUCAGAGCUGGAAGGGCCCCGUGGUGGAGUUUGUGGACCACGGCGCCAUGUACUACCGGAAGUACUUCUAUGGGUUUGAACACCAAAACUUCUUCGGUCUGGACGAAAACUAUGGUCCGCUGGCAGUCAGUAUACGAAGAGAGAGCAGGCUGGAUGAUACAGAUGGCGCAAUGGAGAGUAAAGAUAAAGAUGCCUCGGCCAAGUACCAGUAUAGGAUCAUCAUCAGAACCAGCGAGCUGGUCACCCUGCGUGGUGUCAUCGCUGAGGAUUCCAUCCCGUCCACGGCCAAGCACAAUUCCCCCAAGGGCUUACCCCUCAAGGACGUCCUGGAGUACGUGGUCCCUGAUCUACCCCUGGCUUGCCUCAGGCUGGCCCUCGCCUCCGCUAAGGUCACGGAGCAGCUACUCAAACUCGACGAGCAAGGGGUAAGCACAAAAUACAAGGUGGGCAUCAUGUUAUGCAGAACAGGACAGAACACCGAAGAGGAGAUGUAUAAUAACGAGCAUUCCACACCAGCCUUCGAUGAGUUUCUAGAGUGUAUCGGGGAACGGAUCAGACUGAAAGGGUUUGACAAGUACAGGGCUCAGCUGGACAAUAAAACCGACUCCACUGGUACCCACUCAGUGUACGCUACAUACCAAGGCCACGAGAUCAUGUUCCACGUGUCCACGCUGCUGCCGUUCACCGCCAACAACCGGCAGCAGUUGCUGCGCAAGAGGCACAUCGGCAACGACAUUGUCACCAUCGUGUUUCAGGAGCCCGGCGCCGAGCCGUUCACGCCCAAGACGAUACGCUCCCAGUUCCAGCACGUGUUUGUGGUCGUGCGGGCCAUUGACCCCAACACGGACAAUGUGUUCUAUUCUGUUGCCGUGACGAGAUCCAAGGAUGUAGCAGCAUUUGGUCCUCCACUCCCCACUAACGCGACAUUCCCCAAAGGACCAACCUUCACUGAAUUCCUCCUUGCCAAACUCAUAAAUGCAGAGAACGUCGUCCACAAAUCUGAGAAGUUCAUCGCCAUGGCGACCAGGACGAAAUGCGAAUACCUGAAGGACCUGGCCGAGAACAGCGUGACAACGGCCACCGUGGAGUCCGGGGCAAAGUCCAGCAAAUUCAUCCUGUCCCACAAGAAGAAAGAGAAGACGUGCCCGAACCCGGCGCCCGAUGUCCAUUGCAAGGGGGCCCUCGUGUGGCGAGUUGAGGUCUAUCUUUGGUCCCCCAUCUGGACUGACCAGGACGAUAAGGUGACACGAAAAAGAAAAAAAAAAUAUUCCAAAAAAAUUUCAUUUUGUGUGGUGGUUUAUCGCACCCCCUCUUCCCUUGCUGUUCUGUUUGUUGCAUGGAACGGUAGCAUGCUUCACGACACAUGUGAAACUGGGUGUGUUAAAAACAACGCAAACAAAAACAUACACGCCCACACCCCAGCAUUUGUGUUUGUUUUACAUAUGCUUGAAAAUAUUUGUUUAGAGAUUGGAAUUCGGUUGAUUGUCACAGUUUAAAGUCAUGUCCGAGAUA